Orussus abietinus is the source of this 1794-nucleotide messenger RNA. RefSeq names its product cell cycle control protein 50A (gene CDC50). Bases 14 to 1114 code for a protein of 366 amino acids. Lineage: Eukaryota; Metazoa; Arthropoda; Insecta; Hymenoptera; Orussidae. Gene Ontology annotation, cellular component: plasma membrane; Golgi apparatus; endoplasmic reticulum. The transcript has 6 exons. The record is from RefSeq and is a predicted model, not a curated record.
GAGGAAACCAUCGAUGAAUAUAUUGACAGUCCAAAGAGGACAAGCGCUUUGGGACAACAUGACGACAAUUAAUGAGGUUGGAUCAAUAGGAAAAACUAAAAAGCCAUCCGAUAGUGCAUUCAAGCAACAGCGAUUACCAGCGUGGCAGCCGAUCCUUACAGCUGGCACCGUUUUGCCAACCUUCUUUAUAAUUGGCAUAGCAUUUAUCCCAGUUGGCAUAGGAUUAUUAUACUUUUCCGAUGAAGUGAAGGAACACACUAUAGAUUACACAAAUUGCGAGUCCAUAAAUAAGACUCGUGAUACCGGUAAGAAGUGUGCCGAAGUCAUCGUUGAGAAUCCUGGUUUAGACUGUUAUUGUAAAAUAGAUUUUACGUUGCCCAUUGACUUUGCUGGAAAGGUGUACAUGUAUUAUGGAUUAACUAACUUUUAUCAAAAUCAUCGGCGUUAUGUUAAAUCUCGUGAUGAUAAUCAGCUUUUGGGAAAAUUAAGCGAGAUAGUCUCAAGUGAUUGCGAGCCAUUUGCGUACAGAGAACCAAACGAUACAAAGAUCCCAAUAGUGCCUUGCGGUGCAAUCGCCAAUUCGCUUUUCAGUGAUGUUCUUACAUUAUAUUCGGUAAAACACGGCGAGUAUGUAUCGCUGCUUAACACAGGCAUUGCUUGGCCAUCUGAUAAGAAUAUUAAAUUUCGUAAUCCGGAAGGUGAUUUGGCAGAGGCAUUUAAAAAUUUUGAAAAGCCAAAGAAUUGGAAUAAACGCAUCUAUGAAUUAGAUCCCGAUAACAAUGAAAAUAAUGGCUUCCAAAACGAAGACUUAAUAGUGUGGAUGAGAACUGCUGCGUUGCCAACAUUCAGAAAGCUUUAUCGAAGAAUCGAUCAUAUGAAGGAGGGGUUUACCGAUGGAUUGCUUGCUGGAAACUACACUCUUCAUGUUAAUUAUUCUUAUCCAGUAUCUGCCUUCGAAGGGACAAAAAGAAUGAUUCUCAGUACCACGUCUCUCUUAGGUGGAAAGAAUCCAUUCCUUGGAAUCGCCUACAUAGUUGUAGGAUGUGUUUGUUUAGUCUUGGGUAUAGCACUGUUGGUUGUACAUGUCAAAUGUUCCAAGAGCAGACUAAUAUAAAGAUGGAGUCCAGAAAGUAUGGUUAGGCCUUCCUAAUUGUUCUUUACAAACGAGAUGAUCAACGUAUCAUGCAAUACGCCAUACCAGUGAGCUGGAGCUACAGGUUCAUCAAAUGUCUAUUUCGAACCAAGUGAACCUUCAGCGACUUUGGUUGUGCAUUUAGAGAAUAGAUCGUAAAAGUAUUUUACCAAUAUUGAAAGUUGUACAGUUACAAGCUGAUACAGGUACUGUAAUCGUACACUUUUGAGCACCUUUAUCAUGUAUAAUCACAAAGCAGUUUGUGCUAGUCUAACGAAGUAGGUACGAUUUCUAUGUGCAACUUCCACGUAGUUAUGUCUCCUCGAGAUAGCCUGAGAACUCGGCAAUUUUAUUCAACCAUCAGCUUCUUAUUAUUACAUUAUUUACGGUGGAACGUUACUAUUUGGAAGUUAACUCGAAAGUGUUCCAUUCGGUAACGUCUGGCAAGCUGAAUGCAAUAUAAUUGCACACGAUUUUCAGGUUAGCAUUUGGAAGCCCAGCAAUCAUAUACAUAAAGUAUUUUUUAUAAACAAAACCACACAAUACAGAAUGUCUGCCCCCAUCCGAUACGUGAUACAGCGAUUACAUAUUUUCCAAGCAAAGUGUAAUAUAGAGCAUCUGGGAUGUCCGACCGUUAUAAAAUAAAAUCUAAUAUUAAAUAG